AUGGCCGACAAAAUCCUGAGGCAGAAGAGGAAUUUGUUUAUCCAUUCAGUGGGUGAGGGUACAAUAAAUGCCUUGCUGGAUGACCUAUUAGAGGAUGGAGUCAUUAGCCAGGAGGAGAUGUACAAAGUGAGAUAUGAAAACUGCACAGUCAUGGAUAAGGCUCGAGUCUUGAUUGACCUUGUUAUUGGAAAAGGACACCGAGCUUGCCUAAAAUUUAUCAAGCAUAUCCGUGAUGAAGACCCUGAACUUGCAUGGAAAUUGUAUUUGCCCUCAGCCUAUGUUGUAGUGAAGGAUGGUGUGUCAGGAACUAAAACCAAAACAUUCACUGGACUCUUCAGCCUAGGCAGCUUUGAGCUGGACAGCUUCAUAUUGAAAAUACUCAUAACACGGGAGUCAGUUGUACAGCCAUGA
This is a messenger RNA of Microcebus murinus (gray mouse lemur), 411 nucleotides long. Lineage: Eukaryota; Metazoa; Chordata; Mammalia; Primates; Cheirogaleidae. The record is from RefSeq and is a predicted model, not a curated record.